AACGCAUCUCUACGAAGUGCAUCUUCUAUCUUUCACAUUUACACUCCUGUUCGGACCGAACCCACAAUUCACACCAAGCCUUUUCGCCUCACCUUCAAACCUCAGAAUUCACAAUGCCACUCUGCACCCUCCACCUCCUCGCCCUGCACACAACGACCCCCAACCCGCUCUCCACAUUCCUCUCAACCCUGAAGUCAAGCUCGGUCAGACCUCUCGUAGUUUCUCGGGUAAUCCGAUGGAUCAUCCUGCCAACGAAGAUUUCAACUGAGCAUCUCCUGGCCCGCAACAUAAAAUGGGACAUCCUCCUUAUCCUAUCCAGCACGGACGAUCUCCCGGGUGAGAUUGCAAAGCUCGUUGAGCACCACUGGAGCGUGACUGCCGGCGUUCCUUCGCGGUUGACCAAGGACUUUGAAAAGACGAACAGGGGGUUACUGCAUCCUGACCCGGCAACCGUACCACCUCUCAGCAGCUCGAACGAGAAGAAGACAACACAGUCAAGCCAGGAUCUCGAACUCUCAGCCGAAUUAAAUGUCUGGGUCGAUGAAUUUGUUCGUGGGAGUGGAAGGGAGGGUAAAGGCGCGGUGUCCAUGUUCAAUCUCCUCGCUUUUAAUACCGGAAUGAAGGAAGAGUAUCUCAAGUACGGCGCUGCAUUUGCGAAGAGCAUUGGGUCCAGGCAUGGAGGCAACGCCAAAAUCGUGGGGAAUGUCACGGGCGUCAAUGGGCAACAAGAGAAGCAAGAGGAUGGUUGGGAUGAAAUUGCGCUGGCGCACUACCCUAGCAUCGAGCACUUUAGGGAUAUGCUGACGAGCAGGGAUUACCAAGAAGUGAAUCACAAGCACAGAGUGGGGAGCUUGAGGGAUACGUGUAUACUGAUGACGAGCGAGAUUGGUAUCGAAGAGAUUUUGGGCGAGGGAAGGGCGAAGUUGUAAGUACUUUGAGUAGGGCGCCGUUCAGCCCUUUCUUUUUUCGUGGGGGUCAAAGUAUACAUGAACCACACACAGUCCGCUUGGACCAUCGUGUU
Molecule: messenger RNA, 1021 nt
Organism: Macroventuria anomochaeta
Lineage: Eukaryota; Fungi; Ascomycota; Dothideomycetes; Pleosporales; Didymellaceae
Exons: 1
Coding region: 114-929 (271 amino acids)
Source: RefSeq, a predicted model, not a curated record